Messenger RNA from Copidosoma floridanum, 1089 nucleotides. Its product is annotated as small glutamine-rich tetratricopeptide repeat-containing protein beta. The record is from RefSeq and is a predicted model, not a curated record. Lineage: Eukaryota; Metazoa; Arthropoda; Insecta; Hymenoptera; Encyrtidae. Gene Ontology annotation, molecular function: protein binding; molecular adaptor activity. Gene Ontology annotation, biological process: post-translational protein targeting to endoplasmic reticulum membrane. Gene Ontology annotation, cellular component: TRC complex; membrane.
ACGUGUUGAAGAUAUGUGAAAUAUAAACUAGUACAAAAAUUUUGAAUUAAAAUUUAUAUCACAAAACGUUUUACACUUCACUAACUUAAAAUUAGAUUCAUUUUUGCACGGGUUUCAAUAAAACUACAAUUCAAUCUCUGAGGACUAAACAUGGUUCACAAGACUUUAAUAGCAUCGAUAGUUCGAUGUUUGUCACAGUUAUUGGAAGAAGAUGACUUAACUGCGGAUUCUCGUGAAAGCUUAGAAGUCUCAAUCCAAUGUUUAGAAAGUGCGUAUGGAGUUCAAGCUGCAAAUGUUUCAUCGAAUUUUGAUAUAUUAAAAAUAUUUAAAUCAAUUCAAUCAAAGUCAAUGCAGAUAGCCAGCCAUGAAGCUACGUUGGAAGAUAAAGAAACAUCUGAGAAACUUAAGAAUGAAGGGAAUUUGCUGUUAAAGUCUGAGAAGUUUCACGAAGCACUCAUCAAGUAUACAAAAGCAAUUGAACUUGAUGCUAAAAAUGCAGUUUUUUACUGCAAUAGAGCAGCUGUACAUAGCAAAUUAGGAAAUCACUACCAAGCCAUUAAAGACUGUCAGACUGCCCUAUCCAUCGACUCUUCAUACAGUAAGGCUUACGGAAGAUUGGGGUUAGCUUAUUCUAGUUUGAAUAAAUUUAAAGAAGCUAAGGAAUGUUAUGAAAAAGCUCUGAAGUUAGAACCAGAUAAUGAAAGUCUUAAAAACAAUUUGCAAAUUGCUGAAGAGAAACUUUUUCAAAUACAACCUGAGAUAACUGAUACAGGGCGUGCAUCGAACAUUGUUCCAAACGUUGAUUUAAGCUCUUUGCUUAGUGAUCCUUUCUUAAUGAACAUGGCUAGACAGAUGCUUUCUAAUCCAGCAAUGCAAAAUAUGAUGAGUAAUAUUAUGAGUGGACAUGCUGAACAAGGUGAGAGGAUGGAUGCUUUAAUAGAAGCAGGUCAACAGUUAGCUCAACAAAUGCAAACGGCAAAUCCAGAACUGAUUGAAUCUCUUCGUCGUCAAAUAAAUGAAAGUCCAAGUGAUGUGGAAUCAACAAAUAAAAAAGAUUUAUGAGGGAAAAUACAAAUUAAAUAUCUUCUU